This is a messenger RNA of Cuscuta epithymum, 1851 nucleotides long. The record is from the annotation of a GenBank genome assembly. Lineage: Eukaryota; Viridiplantae; Streptophyta; Magnoliopsida; Solanales; Convolvulaceae.
CGUACACUAGUUAGUUAUUAAUACUAUGAUACUAUGUAUAAUAUAAUACAUAGUAAUUCACUAACUAUGCAAACUUUUUUUCGAGGAUUUAAGGGCUCGUUUGGUAAGAUGUAAAGUAAACAUUUUGCUUGUAAAGUGGACGGGAGUAAACAGUUUACACCGUUUGUUUCAAUUAUUUGAUGUAAACUGUAGGACACUUUUUUAAAACAUUUUACAUUGUCCGAUGUAAAAUAUUUUACGUGGGGGGAGGGUAGUAAACUACUUUACAUCGUUAAUACUACGUAUAAAAUAUACUCCGUAUCAAUUUAAACUAUUACAAUUCAAUGAUUCAUCAUAUCCCUAAUUUUGACGAACAAAACCUCAGGCCAGCAAAAGUUUUUUUUGGCGGCCGUCUAAAAUUCUAAAUCAUUCCUCUCCUGUAUAAGAAGACAAAAGAGACAAUCAUAUGAUCAAAUAUCUUAACCUGCUGUGCGCACUGCAAUCUAAGAGGCCAUGUGAGCUUCUAGUUUUUUUUUUAUUGGUUUUGUCAUGGACCGCGUAUCUUUUAUGGCUCGAGCCGCCAAGAAGGCCGAUGCCGAGCUCAAGGCCGCCCAGGCUGCUGAGGCAGCCAAGAAGUCUGCGGGUGGUCCUCAAGGAGGUGCUGAGGCCGUUAGGAAACCGGCGGCUAAAAAGAGUAGGAGGGCUGCCGAUGAGGGCCAAAAGACUCUGGCUGAAGCUGGACUGAAGCCGAGCCAGGCUUCGAAGAAGACGAAGAGGGCUUCAACGACUGAUGAGGCCGGUGCUCCUUCUUUUCAGGCUGUUGUGGAUGUUCAGCCGCCGGUGCUCCCUCCUGUGAAUGAUCUGCCCUCCUCGGCCAUGGUGGCCUCGGCUUCUCGUGUGCUUCCCUCUACGGCCGUUGCUGCCCGUCUGGAGGAGGCUCUGGCCAAGGGGUCGUACGAAGUCACGGUACGAUACCCCGUGAAAGGUGGUCUUUUUAAUGAGACCGUUGGUGGCGACGACAUGCUUGCUCAGGCUAUGCCUGAGUAUGAUCGUCAGUAUCUCGGCCGACAAGGCCAACAUGUUCGGUUGUACGACGGAGGGAUAGAUUAUGUCGUCCAGGUAAGACAUUUUCCUUUAUGAUUUUUCCUUUGCUUUUGUUUUUUCAUCUCUAACUUUGUUCUGCUUCGUCCAGGGUGCCCUUAUGCUGAGGGAGCAGCAUUGGAGGCAGGAAGCCGAGAUAGAGCGGCUGAAAAAGAUGGAGGCCAAGGCUGCUUCAGCCGAUGAGGCCCUUCAAGAUCUGAGGGACAGGGCCAAGGCUGCAGAGGAUGAAAUGAAGCUCCUUCGGAUGCGCCUUGAUGAGGCCGAGGCGGCCCGGAAUAAGGCCGAUGAAGCUGUUGCCGCCGCCGUCAAGAGGGCCGAGGAGGCGGAGCGGCUCAAAGCUGACGCCGAGGCGGCUGCUGCUAAGGCCGUAGCCGAUUUCAUGGCUGAGGGGUGGAAAACUGAAGACCAGAUCCCCUUCUGCUAUAAGGUGGUGGCCGAGAGGCUCACAGAUUGGGUGACAAAGGACCCCGCCGGCGAGGACUUCUGGAUGAACGAGACGCGAGCUUUCUACAACUGCGGCCAGUAUAGGAUGCAGAGGCUGAUUUACAGGAAGCUUCGUCGUCGCUUCCGGAAGAUGAGGCCGAGGGGCUUGAGUCUACCCCGGCGGAUGAGAAACCCUGAUGAGGACAUGAAGCUCCCCCCGUCGGAGAGGCAGCCUCCGAUCCUUAGCUCGGACGAGGGGGAAGCAUCUUGGAGCGACAGUGAUGAUUACUUGCUCGAAGGGCCAGCUGAUUCUCAGGUCGGUGAGGAUGGUGACGAUGACGAUGCCGG